CACCGCGCGGAGGGGAGGUAGAGCGGGACUUGCGCUGGACUCCUGGCCGAAUCGGAGCAUCCCACCGUCCCGGCAGCAUCCAUCCCUCCGUGCCUCAGCUCCAGCGGGAGGCCCGGAGCGGUGGCAGGAUGUAGCAGCGGAUUAACGGAGGAGAGAGGGGCGCUCAGAGGAAGAGAGCGGGACCGAGCGGACUGAGGCGGGACGGAGGGGACAUGGGGAAGGACCAGGAGCUGCUCCAGGCCGUGAAGACCGAGGACUUGCUGACAGCUCAGCGGCUUCUACAGAGACCACGGCCGGGAAAAGCCAAGCUCCUCGGAGCAACAAAGAGGGUGAAUGUCAACAUCCAGGAUGCAGAUGGGUUGUCACCGCUGCACCAUGCUGCUCUGAGUGGUAACAAGGAUCUGAUCUCUCUGUUGUUGGAGGCCCAGGCAGCAGUGGAUAUUAAAGACCACAAAGGGAUGCGUCCUCUGCAUUAUGCUGCAUGGCAGGGGAAGACUGAGCCAAUGAAAAUGCUGCUGAAGGCUGGGUCGUCAGUCAACGGGCAGUCAGAUGAAGGACAGAUCCCUCUCCACCUAUCAGCUCAGCAUGGACACUACGAUGGGUCAGAGAUGUUGCUGCAACACCAGUCCAACCCGUGUAUCUCAGACGCAGCAGGGAAAACGCCAUUGGACCUCGCCUGUGAAUUUGGACGUGUCGGAGUGGUCCAGCUCCUGCUCAGCAGCAACAUGUGUGCGGCCAUGCUGGAACCGAAACCCUCCGACCCCAACGGAGUGUCACCUCUGCAUCUCGCUGCCAAGAACGGCCACAUCGACGUCAUACGGUUGCUGAUUCAGGCUGGUAUAGAUAUCAACAGACAGUCUGAGUCUGGCACAGCGCUACAUCAGGCCGCCCUCUGUGGGAAGACCGAGGUAGUACGCCUGCUGCUGGAUAGUGGCAUCAGUGCAGGAGUGAGAAACACUCUGAGUCAAACUGCCCUGGACAUUGUGAACCAGUUCACUACCACACAGGCCAGCCGAGAGAUCAAACAACUACUGAGAGAUGCUUCGGCUGCAAUGCAGGUGAGAGCACUGAAGGACUACUGCAACAACUACGACCUAACCAGCCUCAACAUCAAAGCUGGAGACAUUAUCACGGUUUUGGAGCAGCACUCAGAUGGUCGAUGGAAGGGUUGUAUUCAUGACAACCGCACAGGAAAUGACCGUGUGGGGUAUUUUCCCUCCAACAUGGUGGAAGUCAUCAAGAGGGCAGGUUCGCGAACUGCAGAGCUGAGUCCUCAAGGCUCUCCUACCCUAGGACAACAGAGUAGCACCAGUGAGGAUAUCUGGGUGCUACGCAAACCGCUGGCAGGUGGCGAGCGCAGUGGCAGUGUGGGCAGUCUCGGCAGUGUUCGGUCAUCAAGCAGCUUGCAGAGCUCUGGAAACACACAUGUUCUGACCACCCCUGCACCCAGUCCACACCCUGCGCCCACACCAGGCGUCAACACACAUGGCCUUAACGCUCCAGGCCUGCACGCACAAGCCGAAGGGGUAAAGCUCCUGGCCACCGUGCUUUCCCAGUCAGUUAAAGCCAAGGAGCAUCUCUUGGAGCAGUCGCAGUCCGUUGAGCAGUCAGCGAGCUCUUCCAGUUCCGCAGUCCAUGAACAACGGUCAUUUGAGCGGAAGGCAGAGGAGGAUGAUGGGAAAAAGCAGGCAGUAGUGGCGUGGCUGGGUGAGUUUCAGCUGCAGUUCUACACCACCCACUUCCUCACCGCGGGAUAUGAUCUAGACACCAUUAGCCGCAUGACCCCUGAGGACCUGACGGCAAUUGGGGUCAUGAAGCCUGGACAUCGAAAGAAGUUAACAUCAGAGAUCAGCAAGCUGCCCUCCACAGACUGGCUGCCAGACCACAAGCCUGCCAAUCUGGCAGACUGGCUCUCCCACCUGGGUCUUAGUCAGUACUACCAAGUUCUGGUGCAAAAUGGGUAUGAAAACAUUGACUUCAUCUCUGACAUCAGCCUUGAAGAUCUGCAAGAGAUUGGUAUCACGAAACUCGGCCAUCAGAAGAAACUGAUGUUGGGAGUGAGGAGACUGAAGGAGCUACAGAGACGAGAAAGUGGUUCUGAGCCUCCUCAGAGCCCGUCUACACCUCCGUCCAGCCCAGGUGGCAGCACGGGCUCAGAGCCCCGGAGGGAGGCGAGGAAGCAGAGGGAUGGUGCCCCCAGCCCACUGGCCAAACCUCGCCCAGGUCUCACACAUUCACAGACCCCUCCCCAUACACCGACACAAACCCCGCCACAAACUCCCCCACAUGUCCGGACCCAGCAGGCCUCCCCCAGGGCCCGGCCGCGUCCCUCCACCCAGAUGGCAGCAAUAGAUGCGUCAGUGCCGCUGCUUCGGCUGCCCAGCGAGGAGGAAGAGCGACGGAGAACUCACAGUCUUAUUGGCUCAGAAUCAGACUCUAGAUACGCCACCGUGUGCCGCAGCAGCUCCGCACGUACUGCCGCCCCUAAUGAUGUCACUGUUAACCGUAGCCAAUCAUCCGUCACACUCCGUCCCCGUCGCAAAGGUCGGCCCCCAACACCACCUAAACGGUCUUGUUCUUCCAUAACUGGGGGUGACGGGGAGGGAGAGGGACAGGGGGAGGGACUACUAGGGCUGCCAACCUAUCGAGAGCGGCGAGCCAGUGACUGCGGCAGCCUGGGGUCAGCUUUAAGGGCUCAGGGCUCAGCAGGCCUGGAGAGAUCAGAGGGGGCUUCUGGGAGUGUUCGCAGCCUUGCCGCCAUGCUGGAAACAUCCAUCGUGGGUGGAGCCAAAACCCUGCCGAAGAAUCUGGGAAGCAGCACCAACUACUUACAGGUGAGUCCACCGAUACUUCGUCGCCAGGCAGGCGCAGGAGGUCUUGGAUCUGAGGAGGAUGAUGCCAAAAGUCGGCGCAGAACCAUCAGUGGACCAGAAGGCAUCCCUGGUGAUCAGACUGACCUGUUACCUCGGCAACCAGCCCAACAGCGUCCAGAGCCCAGGCCUCGAUCCACCGUGGUCACCUCAACAUCAGAGAUCGCAGAUGGCACGGUGACACUGCGAAGGAAGCCUCAUCCCCUGGCAACAGACUCUAAAGCGCCUUCAUCCGUGACUACCACUGUUGUUACCAUGACAACCGGCUCUGAAACCAUACGCAGGAGACCACGCACCGAGCACACAGAUAGUGUCAGUCAAAGCAAUAACCAAUCAGACUCUCCCAGCAGUCAAACAGAUAGUAGGAAAAACGGAGUUGAGGCGCAGCAAAACGGUGGCGUGGUCCUGAGGCGGAGGCCGGUGUCUGAGGUCUCUGACAAGACGGAGGCCAACAGAGAGAGCUGUGAGUGGAUGGAGGCCAGGAAGUCUCUAAAGCCGGCGGUGUCACCCAAACCAUCCUCAGUCACCCUGAGGAAGACACAAGCUGAACCCCCAACACCAACCCGCAGGGUCCCCAUACCAGGGCCUGAUAAUACUGACGUGGCACGGAGCCCUGACCCGAAGCGUGUCCCUCCUCCUGUCUCCCCAAAACCCCGCGGGCCUCCGACGGCACCUAAACCAGGCAAGGCAAUCGUAGCUUCAGCUACCAUGAGCCCGAGCCCUGCUGCUACCAGUCCCACCCCGGCCCCCAAACCGUCCUCUCCGCCCUCUGCCGCCCCCCUUCCAGCUCCUGACACCCCUUCUGCUCCCUGCCUCUCUCCUGGACUUCCCCUUACAUCCCCCUCUCCGGCCCAGAGUCCGUCCACCCCCUCACCCCACCCUGUCAAACCUCCCCGCUCCUCCAUCGCCGGCCUCUCCAUCGACUUGCUGGGAGGACGGGAGGUAGAGGAGGAAGAGGAGAGGAGGAGAGAGGAGGAGGAGAGGAGUAAAGAGAGGGAGCACAAGAGGCACAAAGAGCAAGAGGAGGAGAGGAAGAGAGCAGAGGAAGAGAGCCAGAGGGAGCUGGAGAAGAAGUCCUCAAGGAAGGAUGGAGCGAGAGAAGAGGUGGAAAGUCACACAGAGGGGGAAGAGCAGGAGGAGGAGGAGGAGGCGCAGCACCGUUUGGAGGAGACCAGUGCCUCUUUGGCUGCAGCUCUUCAGGCUGUCGAGCAUAAAAUCAAAGAGGAGGACGCACAAAAUGACUCUCUUUCCAGCAAAAAGACGACAGUCUCCAUCUUGGAUGACAUCGGCAGCAUGUUUGACGACUUGGCAGACCAACUGGACGCCAUGCUCGACUGAUCUCCUGCCCACGUCUCAUUUCCAACAAGCUCUUUCCCUCUCCCCCAUCAUGUGUAGGUGUAUCAAGAAAAGCUCUCCCAAGGCUCGAUGCUGUCGCUCUGAGAGUGUGUGUGUGUGUGUGUGUGUGUAUUUCAGAGUGUGUCCUUCCUGCGCGAGCGCUUCUCAUGUAGCCUUGUACAGUAUACUGAGGAGGGAGACCUCUUCGUCUGCUGCAGUAGCUCUAGUACGCCUCCUGACGCGAGGAGGCCGCUCCCACACAACCUCUGACCUCUGCAGCCCAGCGAGUCACCGCCGCCCAGCCCUCAGACGGCUGUGUGGACUGAGAAGCACAAUCAUUUUCCUCAUCCUUUAUCUCCACAGACUCUGGCUAGGACAGAGAUGCAAACCCAGUCAGAUGGUGAGACAGACAGAUAAGCAUAUUGCUUGCAAAAAUAAGCACAUAAACUGACUGACAGACAGGCAGAUGGAUGAAUAGAUGAAUAGAUGAGAUAGAUAGAUAGUCAGAUAGAUGCAUACAGAUGAGACCCUGGAGAGAGUUUUUAAAAGCACAAAGAAAGACAGGCCACUUUCUGAGUCUGUCUCACUCCUGCGAUGACAACAGGAUGCAUUUUUCCAGAUGAAUCGUAGCCUCUAUUUCUCUUGUGUAUGAGUGGAGGAUUGUGGUUAGCCGGACUUCCUGAGCUGUGUGUUGUCUCUCUUCAUGUUGUUGUUCUUGCUGUUGUUGUUAUUGUUGCCGUUGUUGUCGUUAUGAGUGUGUGUAGUCCCUGCUGAUGCUCAUGUCAAUGUCCUCCCACACGUACAGUAGUUAUACUAAUGAUCAGACCGACGAUAUAGAUGUGUGUCCACGAAUUUUGAGACACUCACACACACACACACACGCACGCACACACACAAGUACACACACACACACACACACACACACACAAAUGCACAUCACGUCGGUUUUAAUCUCGCUGGUGUUCUGCUUUGUUGGUGUUUAGCUCCACCUAUGGAGGUUUGCUUGGAAAUGAAUCCACACAUAUACAAUACAAAGACUGACAUUUACACAUUCACAUGCAAACACACACAUAUAUAUAUACAAGCACACUCAUGCGGUGUAUCCCUUGUCCUGCUGCAGUGAACAGUGUUUUUAAAAGAUAAUCCUAUAUUUCAAUGCUUUAUAUAGUCAAUCCAGUAUACAUACAUAGAGUUUAUAAUAUACCUGGGUAUUUGAGCUGUUAGAGCUCCCUCUAGUGUUGGUUAGUGAAACUGCCUCUAAUCUGCCCACCUUCCAUCUUGUCUUCCCCCUUUUUUUAUCUCCCUUUGUGUCCAUUAUUUAACUCUGCAUCUCUCUGUGCCUUGGUAGUGUUCUUUCAUAUAUUCAAGAUUAUUUUUGUCUCUUUUUUUCUUGUUUUUCAUUCCAAAAUGUUUAAUGGUUUUCUCUGUUUCCUCACAAACCCAUGCUCCUUGUGUGUCUGUGAUGUCAAACGUAGCUUAUAGGUUGAGUUGUGAGUCCUAUGUGAUCCCUGAAAUCAAUCGCCCUGUCUGCAGUCCUCCUGUAACCAUUGAGAAGCCUUGUUUGAGGCCAUUUAAGCCCUCCUCCCCUCCUCCUGUAAGCUGUAAUAAGUUGGCUCUGCUCCACCUCGACUCCCCCAGUUUUCAGUGGUCCCUCAUGUAGGCCAGACAGUGGAUCAACCACCAGUGUUCAUCCCAAUGAAGAGUCUACUUGUAUUUUUAUGCUCUUUGAAAACAAAGAUAUAUUUGAGAGACAGAUGGUUCUAUGUUAAUAAUAAAAAUGAAAAUAAUGAUAAGACAUUGAAUUGAGGUGAGCUGACUGAGCCUGUACAUUUAUGGUUGAGUUCUGGAUGUGUUGUGACGGCUGUUGUGCCAUGGUUGGGUUUAGGUUGUGUUUCUGCUGUGAUGAUGCAUUCCUGUA
Molecule: messenger RNA, 6123 nt
Organism: Seriola dumerili (greater amberjack)
Lineage: Eukaryota; Metazoa; Chordata; Actinopteri; Carangiformes; Carangidae
Product: caskin-1-like
Exons: 21
Coding region: 213-4208 (1331 amino acids)
Molecular function (GO): protein binding
Source: RefSeq, a predicted model, not a curated record